Molecule: messenger RNA, 807 nt
Organism: Dentiscutata erythropus
Lineage: Eukaryota; Fungi; Glomeromycota; Glomeromycetes; Diversisporales; Gigasporaceae
Source: the annotation of a GenBank genome assembly
AUGAAUAAAAAAAAGUCUAAUCCAUCACUAAAAAUUCAAAAUAACCCUGAGGACCAAAAUCUUAUAGUUCCAGUUUACGUUGAUCAGAAAUUUGAAUUCUCAGAUGAGAUAAAAAAUGUCAAUGAUGUCUACGCAUUCCAACAUUUUGUUAAAAUUCUUUGCCAGAAUAUUAGUAAUUUUGAUAAACAAAGAGGUAAGGACAACAUCCAAUAUUCUUUGUAUAUUACGAGUAAGACUUUUUUGGAUUCUAAAUACAACUACUUGACGAAUUUAUGGACAAACAUGAAAUAUUUCAACAUCAACAUCUUAUUCAUCUUGGUUAAGAAUCAUGAGCAUGUAUCCCACAUGGAGGAGCUUUUUGGUAAUGUUAUUAUCACAAUUGAUCUGAUAUAUGAUUUAACAUUUAGAUACCAAUUGGAUAACAUUCAAGAAUUUACAACUAUCUUUCGAAAAUUUAAUCUACAAACUUUUCUCAACAUUUGUGAAAAUCACAAAAAUGCUACUAUUUAUGAUAAAACAUCUUUAAAUUCAUAUUUCAAUGUUAAGAAUAUCAAGGUUAAAAAGAGGACUUUAAUGGAAUAUCAGACCAAAUUAACACAAGAAGAAAUCGACAUCCUAAUUUUUAGAUAUCUGAAAGCUGGGAAAUAUAUUAGGAAAUGGAAACUAAGAGGUGGGUUUAAACCAAAAAAUUACAUUAAUCAAAAAAAAUAUUUCAACGCCCAGACACUUGGAAUGAUCGAAGAUACUGUCAAGAAAUUUUCGAUUAUACUUGCAAGUGUGAGCGACAAUUUUUCUUCCACAAUCUGA